AUGGCCGUGAUUCAUUCUGAUUUGUUUCCCUCUCAUCCCAAAUCCAAUAAAAUGUUUGAAACCACUCCAGCUCUUGCUACAGCUACUAAAGCUACUCCAGCUCCUAUUACAGUCACUGGUGUCCCUACUGAUCCACAACUUCUGCAAAUAUAUAACACCCUGAGUAGACCCCAACGAAGACUAUACGUUCGUUUCGACAAUCAAGGGAAACUCCUUUUUUUGCAAGAGGAGAGAAAAAAAUCAAUACGUUUGCUUAGAUGGUGUACAUUUGCCAUUGAACUUUUCACUAAUAUUUGUUAUAAAUGUUAG
Messenger RNA from Acaulospora morrowiae, 309 nucleotides. The record is from the annotation of a GenBank genome assembly. Lineage: Eukaryota; Fungi; Glomeromycota; Glomeromycetes; Diversisporales; Acaulosporaceae.